This is a messenger RNA of Lodderomyces beijingensis, 480 nucleotides long. The record is from the annotation of a GenBank genome assembly. NCBI's taxonomy places the organism in Eukaryota, Fungi, Ascomycota, Pichiomycetes, Serinales, Debaryomycetaceae.
AUGAUCACCACAAUUCUCGUUGUAUUAGUCAUCUUAUACUUUGUUAGAAAAAUCUACACGGAGAUAGCAAGCAGCUCAAACCCACUAGCAGCAGGCGAACACCUCAGAGACGCAACAAUUGUCCAGGGCAAAUUCACUCCCAAAACAUUGGCCAAGUACAACGGCAGAGACAGUGACAGGAUCUUCAUUUCUGUCAAAAACAGAGUCUACGACGUGACGCAGGGUGCCGCUUUUUACGGACCAGGUGGGCCAUAUGAGAAUUUUGCCGGUAGAGAUGCCUCGAGAGGCUUGGCUCUCAAUUCGUUUGAUCCCGCGGUCUUGACGCCUUUGGACCAGCCAAUUGACGAUUUGAAGAACUUGAGCAAAAUUGAGCUAGAAUCGUUGGAAAGUUGGGACGAACAUUUUGAAAAUAGAUACAAGAUUGUGGGCACUUUACAUGAGAAUGGUACCGUCAAGGAAGAGGAUGAAAAGAGCUUAUAG